Molecule: messenger RNA, 1314 nt
Organism: Emiliania huxleyi CCMP1516
Lineage: Eukaryota; Haptophyta; Isochrysidales; Noelaerhabdaceae
Exons: 3
Coding region: 1-1314 (437 amino acids)
Molecular function (GO): L-ascorbic acid binding; oxidoreductase activity, acting on paired donors, with incorporation or reduction of molecular oxygen; iron ion binding
Source: RefSeq, a predicted model, not a curated record
AUGUGGCGCACGCGUUCACUCCUUUUCCUGCUCACCUCACUCGCCCUCCCGCUGCUGCUCUGGCAGCGGAGCUCCACCUGCGUGGCAUCGCUGCCGCCGCUCUCGCUCCUCCCCGACUUCCACCCGGCCAGAGAGCUGAAGCGGUUCGUCCGUCCCGCCGCCAGGGCUGGCCUGUGGCGAGCGGCAGGGAGCGUCGCCGCGCACGGCAGCUCCGUGCGCGUCGGCCUGCUCUCCGCGGGCCUGGCCGGAUCCGCGGAGCACUCUGGCCCCGACCGGAUGCGGCUGGUGGGUGUGAUGCCGCUGCUGGGGCAGCGGCUUCGCGCCACGAUCCUCUCGCUGGUGACGCGGCGGGACUUUGUGUGGUCCCGAGGCCGGCACAGGCACCACCCGACCACCGAUCAGCAAUUGUAUCGCUUCCCGCUCGUCGAUGCGAGGGUGAGCGCCCUCCUCCAAUCUCGGCUGAUGCCAGGGCUGGCGGCGGUGUUCGGCGUCCAGCCGUCGCAGCUGCUUGUACACGACGCAUUCUUUGUCAAGUACGAGCCCGGCGCGCAAGCUUCUCUCGGCAGACAUGCGGACGGAACGUGCUUCUCCUUCAUCGUUCAGAUCAACCGCCCCGAAGAGUUUGACGGCGGCGGUACGCUGUUUGCUCUUGCGGGCGAGCCGCUCACAGUCCCGGCGGGCUUCGCGAUGCUCUUCUCGGGCCGAUUCCUUCACGAGGGCGUCAACAUCACGGCCGGCGCGCGCUACCUGCUGACGGGGUUCGUAUCGUUCCACGCCCCCGAGCGAGAGCGAGCGGCAGUCAACGAGAUGCUGGAGCAGCGCGGUGGAUUCGCGUGCCCCCGCCCGCCGGACCGGCCUCUGAGCUUUGCGCCGGGCGUACGAUACAACUACCUGCAGCUGCUCCGCGCUUCGGGCGCCUCGUCGGGAGAGCGGCUUGUCCAACUCCUCGCCGCCGGUCAGGUGAGGCUUCCGCACGUCAACGUCGAGCCCCUCGCCCUUUGGGCGACGUGGCAUGCGAAGCAAGCGGGUAAGCUCGAGCCCGGUUUGCACUGGAACCUCCAUCGUCACGGCAGUGGCAGGGCCUUUGCUGCCUCUGUUUUGAGCGCGACGUCCACGGCGGGCUCCGCGUGCAUGCAGCACCUUUGGAACCACACGUUCAGCUCAAAGGAAUGCCCCACGCUGUCCAGCUACCUCGCGGCCCGCUACGAUAGCCUCGUUGUAGGCUUGCAGGCAUGGGGCUGCCCUAUGCUUAUCGUCGUGCGCGGUGCGGCUGGGCAGUAUUCCCCAAAACCAGAGCAGCCAGGGCAAAGAUAA